Molecule: messenger RNA, 2780 nt
Organism: Pogoniulus pusillus (Red-fronted tinkerbird)
Lineage: Eukaryota; Metazoa; Chordata; Aves; Piciformes; Lybiidae
Gene: SLC26A7
Product: solute carrier family 26 member 7
Exons: 20
Coding region: 165-2150 (661 amino acids)
Biological process (GO): transmembrane transport
Cellular component (GO): plasma membrane
Molecular function (GO): sulfate transmembrane transporter activity; oxalate transmembrane transporter activity; bicarbonate transmembrane transporter activity
Source: RefSeq, a predicted model, not a curated record
GCAGGGAGGGAGUGUACACAGAUAAAGGCUGGGCAGAGCAAAGAAUAAUUGUGCUUGGAACAUUUGAAGUUUUGGAACUGCAAAAUCUGAGAAGAAAACUGCAGACUGACAUAGAUCAAGGUGAUUCCUCAACCCUGCAUUCUUCUGAAAGAGAGGUGGGAAAGAUGACAGGAGCAAAAAGGAAGAGAAAUGCAAUCUGGAGGAAGAUGCAGGCUGUUGGCUUUGAAGAUGUCAAAGCCUGGUGUCUGAGGAGGCUGCCUGUUGUGAGGUGGCUGCCCAUCUACAACUGGAAGGAAAAUCUGAUUCCUGAUACAGUUUCUGGGAUGAUGCUGGCCAUCCAACAAGUGACUCAAGGGCUGGCCUUUGCAAUCCUGUCUUCAGUCCACCCUGUUUUUGGUUUAUAUGGAUCGUUCUUCCCUGCCAUUAUCUAUGCCGUAUUUGGAAUGGGACGUCACGUUGCGACAGGAACCUUUGCUUUGACCUCUUUAAUCUCUGCCAACGCAGUCGAGCGUCUUGUUCCCUCAGUCGGCGCUAACAUCACCAUGAACAAUCAUUCCAGAGCGCUGGGACUCUCAGAGUUUGAAAUGCAGAGGAUUGGAGUUGCAGCAGCAGUUUCAUUUCUAGGAGGAAUCAUUCAGGUAGCCAUGUUUGUGCUGCAGCUGGGCAGUGCCACUUUCUUGUUAACAGAACCGGUGAUAAGCGCAAUGACAACAGGAGCAGCUACACAUGUUGUGACUUCCCAAGUGAAGUAUCUGCUGGGAAUGAAAAUGCCAUAUAUAUCAGGGCCACUGGGAUUUUUUCAUAUUUAUGCCUAUGUGUUUGAAAACAUCAGAUCAGUUCAGUUGGAGGCUUUACUUCUCUCCUUGCUGAGCAUUGUGGUGCUUGUUCUUGUUAAAGAACUGAAUGAGAAAUUCCAGAGAAACAUUAAAAUCAUUCUUCCCAUCGAUCUGCUUUUGAUAAUUGCUACAUCCAUUGCCUGCUGCUAUGCUGAUAUGGAAUACAUCUAUGGACUAGAAGUUGUGGGACAUAUUCCUGAAGGCUUACCAUCACCAAAAGUACCACCCAUGAGUGUCCUACCUGAAGUAGUCACUGAAGCUUUUGGAGUAGCACUGGUUGGUUACGUAGCAUCGCUAGCACUUGCUCAGGGCUCUGCUAAGAAGUUUAAAUACACUGUGGAUGAGAACCAGGAGUUUUUGGCUCAUGGCCUCAGCAACGUGAUUCCAUCGUUUUUCUUUUGCAUACCAAGUGCUGCAGCAAUGGGAAGGACGACACUUUUGUACAGUACUGGUGCCAGAACACAGGUGGCUUGCCUUAUCUCUUGUGUGUUAAUUCUUGUGGUGAUCUAUGCAGUUGGACCUAUGCUGUACUGGCUGCCUAUGUGUGUGCUAGCGAGCAUUAUUGUCGUGGGCUUGAAGGGGAUGCUCAUGCAGUUCCGUGACUUAAAAAAGUAUUGGAAUGUGGAUAAAAUAGACUGGAGCAUAUGGGUCAGUACCUAUGUGAUCACCAUAUGCUUUGCUGCUAACGUGGGACUGCUGUAUGGCAUUGUCUGCACCCUAGUCGUCGUCAUUUUCCGCUUUCCCAGGGCAAAGACACUGAAUCUGAAAGAUGUAAAAGAAGUGGAAUAUAAAUACAAGACAGAGGACAAUUCUGAAUCAUUAAAACAAAUAAAGAUUGUUUCAGUCAACAACCCUUUAGUCUUUCUGAAUGCCAGGAAAUUUCACACUGACCUGAUAAAGAUAAUCCAAAAGGAUAGCAGGAGCAGCCAGCCCUGUGAAGACCUGAACAAGUGUGAGCACAACACAUUGCUCUGCUCAUUUUCCAGUGGAAGCUGCCAUGGUGAGUCGUUGCGAUCACGUCACGACGAGCCACACGUGUUGGUGUUAGACUGCAGUGGACUGCAGCUCUUUGACUACACUGGAGUUUCAGUGCUGCUUGAGGUUUACACGGACUGUAAAAGGAGGCACAUCGAUGUGCUGCUAGCACACUGCAAAGCUUCCUUGAUCAAAGCAAUGCAGUACGGUGGGAAGCUGGAAUCUGAAAAUCCUGUCUUCUUUGAAUCAGUUUCUUCAGCAAUCGAUGCCAUUCAGAUUCACAGAGUGAGGCUUGCAACAGGGAAUUACAGCAAGUUCAGUGAACAGAGUGAAGUUUGAUACCAACCUAUUGAAUAUGGCUGGUUUUAUCUACUCAAUCAGAAUGAACUACACCAUGCUUUCUCCUUAGCUUUUUUUUUUCCCCUCCAGGGGAUCUCAUAGAUGAUCUUUUGUAUCCCAUAUCUAUUUAAUGCAUUCAGUAAUGACACUCUUGCCACGCAGAAAAAAACCCAAACAAUCUUUUGGCUGCCAUCAGCAAUUGUUCUAUAGUGGUUUUAUAUCGUAUUUUGAUAUACAUUUAGAUCCACGUUACUAGAAAGCAAACGUGAGGUACUUAACUGUGUUUACCAGUGAAGUGUAUUCUUUUAUGUAUCUUCUGUUGUAACAUUAGUUGUAAUAUGCAUCAGUAGUUUUGUGCAUGGAAUAAUGAGACAUUAUGAAUUCUUAAACCCAGUGUGUUUUAAUUGACUUGGUGCAUGCAGGAAGCCACGUACCAGUGCAUACUUUUGUUUCUAAUGCCUUCACUUAUCCUUUCUCCUGUUCAAGGCAGCCUUUUGCAAUAACAACAUCAUAUCACAGCUAAUAUGUUCUUCCAUUUUUUUUGUACUUGGCUUUGUAUGAUUUUUAAUGCCUGACAAGGUCAGUGGGAGCACUCUGUAUUCAGAGAAUGCAGAUGUUAUGUUGACUAAG